Molecule: messenger RNA, 786 nt
Organism: Colletotrichum siamense
Lineage: Eukaryota; Fungi; Ascomycota; Sordariomycetes; Glomerellales; Glomerellaceae
Gene: UTP11
Product: U3 small nucleolar RNA-associated protein 11
Exons: 2
Coding region: 1-786 (261 amino acids)
Biological process (GO): rRNA processing
Cellular component (GO): nucleolus; small-subunit processome
Source: RefSeq, a predicted model, not a curated record
AUGUCGUCUAUGCGAAAUGCCGUACAGAGGCGCUCCCACAGGGAGCGUGCUCAACCUUUGGAGCGCCAAAGAUUUGGUCUCCUCGAAAAACACAAGGAUUACUCCCUCCGUGCCAAGGACUACAACAAGAAGAAGGAGACAAUCAAGCACCUGCGCCAAAAAGCCUCUGAACGCAACGAAGAUGAGUUCUACUUUGGCAUGCUCAGCCGCUCCGGCCCAGGCUCGCGCCUCAAGGACGGCAAGAAAUGGUCUGGCACCAUCGCGGGUGACCGCGGCAACAAGGCCAUGGAUGUGGACACGGUGCGUCUGCUCAAGACGCAGGAUGUCGGCUACAUCCGCACCAUGCGCAACGUAAUCUCCAAGGAGGUGAAGCGCCUGGAGGAGCAGAUCGUGCUCAUUGGCGGCAUCAACGCAACCACCACGAACGACGAUAGCGACGACGACGAGACGAGUUCCGCAAAACCUGGAAAGAUUGUUUUUGCCGAAAGCACCGAGGAGAGGGAACAGGCUAUCGAUAAGGAGGCAAUGGAGCUGGACGACGCUGACGAGGACGAGUUCGAGGGAUUCGACGAUGAAGACAACGCCGAGGAGGAGGCGCAACGCAAAAAAGAGAAGAAGCUGCAAUUAUUACGUUUGCAGCUCCAAAACGCGAAGAAGAAACUCAAGAUCUUGGCGAAGACAGAGGAUCACCUCGAAAUACAGCGGGCGAAGAUGGCCAAGACGGCGACCUCGGGCGGUGUGACGAAGAAGGGCAAGAAGAUUAUGGUUCGGACGCGGAAGAGGUGA